GUGAGAGGGAAGAUAAGGAGGCAGUCAGUGAGGUGGGUGGGAGCGCUGCCGCUGACUUGAGAAACACCAGUGGCGAGUCACGACGAGUCCUUGGUGCUGAGACAAAGUCGACCAAGUGGAGGUGAGGACUCCCGGGUCGAUUUCUCCCUAAAAAGAAGAAGAAAAGAAACGAACAGAAAGAAGAAAAAAAUAAAUAUAUAUAUAUAUAUAUAUAUAUAUAAUCACUUGGAGUAAUUUAGUCUUCGCCGGUUAGCGUGAGUUUGUCAAUUAGUUGUCUCCUGUCGGUUUCCCAAUGUGCGUCAAGAGGAUUCUGCUCCUGUUUGGACUCGCAGCCUCAGGCGUGCUGCCGGUCAGCGGGAUCCGUAUAUAUACUUCUGACGAUGUGGAGGCAGUCAACGGAACGGACAUUCGUCUGAAGUGUACAUUCAGUAGUUCCUCUACCAUCAAUCCCAAUGCCAUCAUCAUCUCCUGGAGCUUCAGACCCCUUAAACCAGGCCGAGAAGAAUCAGUAUUUCACUACCAGCAAAAGCCAUACCCUCCUCAGGAGGGUAUUUUUCGGAACCGCAUCAUCUGGGCUGGUGACAUCAUGGGUCAAGAUGCCUCCAUCAUAAUUCGUCAAGUCAAGUUUACCUACAACGGCACUUACACGUGCCAGGUCAAGAACCCGCCAGAUGUUCACGGCUCAGUUGGAGAGAUUCGACUACGUGUCGUCACUACCGCCUCUUUCUCUGAGCUUCUGCUGCUUGCGUUCGCCAUCGGGGGAGGGAUCUCUGUUGUGGUUCUCCUCCUCAUCAUUAUAGUGUCCUGCAGGAGGUGCAAGAGGAAGAGAGAGAGGCGGGAUGGAGAAGUGGAGGCUCCUCGCAAAGAGAGAAAAGAUCCCACAGUAUGCUGACUGUGGGGAUUGGGCUUGUGGCGCUCCUUCCUGGGGCCUGGGACUCUUUCCCGCUGGACAUUAAACUUCUUCCUUCCUUUUCAACCACAAUCUUUGGAUCCAGUUGAAGGGCAGCUUCCAGUAAAGAGAAGACAAUGAGAAAGCGCCCUUAUGUAAAAAGUGCAGACACAGAGCUUUUUUGAUAUCACAAUGUGCCUUUCACUUGUGCAAUGUUUUGUUUUUUAAUCACUUCGUCUUUUCCUGUUCACUUAAAUCGACUUGAGACGCCAUUUUCUGUUUAGACAAUUUGUUUUGAUGAUGUGGCAUUUGAACAACGGUGUAUUCCCAAUGUUUACUUGCCUACUAAUACAUUUCAAACAGCAACAUUCCAGUGCAGUCCAAGUAAGAUGUUGGAUGGAAACUUGUGCAUACAAGCAACAGGAACUGAACGGUUUCAUUUCACGACACUUGUCGCAAUAUUUAAGAUGCUUAAAUUUAGACCUCUCAUUAACAGACAAAAGCAGUUAUUAUGACUGACAGUUUAGGUCAGAUCUAACCCUUCUAACAUGCAUUUCUUAUCACCAUUUGCUGUUCUAAAUGUUUGGGACAACUCCUCAUUUUCUAAAAAAAAAAAUUCUUCUCUUGCUUGGGCACCACUUUGCACUCUUGGGUUUUCAGAUCUCCCUGUGAAAUUCAUCUCGGUUAAGGUGAAGGCAUUCUUGCCUUUUGAGAAAAAGUGGCUGCACGUACAGGUGGUGGUUGAUAUGGUCAGAAGCUUUAAUAAUCAAAUCUUACCCAUUAUGAUCAAGUUCAGCCAAGGUCUCGAUACCCUGUGUGACUGUAACCCUUUAUCCCUGCUGCUUUUGUAUCAUCUGUCCUUUCCUCUUUGUGAUGUCUUCUGCACAUGCAUUUACAAUCCCAAUUCCAAUGAACUUGGGACGUUGUGUUAAACAUAAAUAAAAACAGAAUACAAUGAUUUGCAAAUCAUGCUCAACCUAUAUUUAAUUGAAUACACUGCAAAGACAAGAUAUUUGAUGUUCAAACUGAUAAACUUGAUUGUUUUUAGCAAAUAAUCAUUAACUUUUAAUUUUAUGGCUGCAACACAUUCCCAAAAAGUUGGGACAGGUGGCAAAAAAGACUGAGAAAGUUGAGCAAUGCUCAUCAAACACCUCUUUGGAACAUCCCACAGGUAAACAGGCUAAUUGGGAACAGGUGGGUGCCAUGAUUGGGUAUAAAAGGAGCUUCCCUGAAUUGCUCAGUCAUUCACAAGCAAAGAUGGGGCGAGGUUCACCUCUUUGUGAACAAGUGCGUGAGAAAAUAGUUUUAACAGUUUAAGGACAAUCUUCCUCAACAUACAAUUGCAAGGAAUUUAGGGAUUUCAUCAUCUACGGUCCAUAACAUCAUCGAAAGGUUCAGAGAAUCUGGAGAAAUCACUGCAUGUAAGCGGCAAGGCCAAAAACCAACAUUGAAUGCCCGUGACCUUUGAUCCCUCAGGCGGCACUGCAUCAAAAACCAACAUCAAUGUGUAAAAGAUCAGGAACACUUUAGAAAACCAAUGUCAGUAAAUACAGUUCGGCGCUACAUCUGUAGGUGCAUCUGGAACCUCUACUAUGCAAAGCAAAAGCCAUUUAUCAACAACACCCAGAAAUGCCGCCGGGUUCUCUGGACCCGAGCUCAUCUAAGAUGGACUGAUGCAAAGGUGGAAAAGUGUUCUGUGUUCCGACCAAUCCACAUUUCAAAUUGUUUUUGGAAAUUGUGGACGUCGUGUCCUUCGGGCCAAAGAGGAAAAGAACCACCCGGACUGUUGUGGACACAAAGAUCAAAAGCCAGCAUCUGUGAUGGUAUGGGGCUGUGUUAGUGCCAAUGGCAUGGGUAACGUACACCACCUGUGAAGGCACCAUUAAUGCUGAAAGGUACAUACAGCUUUUGGAGAAACAUAUGAUGCCAUCCAAGCAACGGCUUUUUCAUGGACGCCCCUGCUUAUUUCAGCAAGACAAUGCCAAACCACAUUCUGCACGUGUUACAACAGCGUGUCUUCGUAGUAAAAGAGUAUGGGUACUAGACUGGCCUGCCUGCAGUCCAGACCUGUCUCCCAUUGAAAAUGUGUGGCGCAUUAUGAAGUGUAAAAUACGAAAACGGAGACCCCGGACUGUUGAACAGCUGAAGCUGUACAUCAAGCAAGAAUGGGAAAGAAUUCCACCUACAAAGCUUCAACAAUUAGUGUCCUCAGUUCCCAAACGUUUAUUGAAUGUUGUUAAAAGAAAAGGUGAUGUAAGACAGUGGUAAGCAUGACCCUGUCACAGCUUUUUUGGAACGUGUUGCAGCCAUAAAAUUCUAAGUUAAUGAUUAUUUGCUAAAAACAAUCAAAUUGAUCAGUUUGAACAUUAAAUAUCUUGUCUUUGUAGUGUAUUCAAUUAAAUAUAGGUCGAACAUGAUUUGCAAAUCAUCAACACAACGUCCCAACUUCAUUAGAAUUGGGGUUGUACAUGAAUUAUUCAUGAAGUUGCAUGCAUGUAUUUCAUCGUGUGUGUGUGUUAUGUUGCUCUCGUCUCCCCCUUGGUGCACCUCUUCCCGUGUCCUAGCCACCCAAUGAAGGCCAUCCACCUGUACCUAUCACAGACGUCCAUAGAGAUUGACAGUUCAGACGGAAUGAUCUCAGAGGCCAGCACUA
Phycodurus eques (leafy seadragon) is the source of this 3542-nucleotide messenger RNA. RefSeq names its product myelin protein zero-like protein 2. The transcript is spliced from 5 exons. Gene Ontology annotation, cellular component: membrane. Gene Ontology annotation, biological process: cell-cell adhesion. NCBI's taxonomy places the organism in Eukaryota, Metazoa, Chordata, Actinopteri, Syngnathiformes, Syngnathidae. Bases 293 to 892 code for a protein of 199 amino acids. The record is from RefSeq and is a predicted model, not a curated record.